AUGUCAUCGCUCGUUGGAAACGUUUCCCAGCGGUUGUCGCGCCAUCUCAACUACGUGUUCACCGAAGUCACGCAUGAUUGCAGUGCUAUCCAUGAACUGGCUUCGUCGGAGAAGUGCCAGUUUAUCAAGUCGACAGAAUCGUGCCGUAGCAAUGUGUAUUACUUCGAUUAUACGUAUUUUUUGUACUGCACGAUCGGUGAAGACAACGGCUGGAAGUUUGAUCUGGGAGUUGCGUUACUAACCUUCAUGUUGAUACUUUGUUUCACGAUGCUGGCAACGACUGCUGAUCAGUUCUUCUGCCCGGUACUGGCCGUGAUAGCAAAGACCUUAAGUAUAAGCGAGAGCGUUGCCGGAGUUACGAUCCUGGCAUUCGGUAAUGGAUCACCGGACUUGUUCACGGCGGUCAGCAAUCCCAACGACGAUACGGAGCUUAUGUUUGGCGAACUACUUGGAGCGGGGUUGUUCGUGGUGGGCAUUGUAGCCGGAACGAUCCUAGUGAUCAGACCUUUUCAUGUCUACUCGGCUGCCGUUGUGCGAGAUGUGGUAUUCUUCAUCUUCGCCGUCAGUUGGAUAACGGUUUGUGCCUACGAUGAGCGGUUCACCCUGUCGGAUGCCAUUGUGGUCGUGGUGGUUUACGUACUGUACCUGGUCGUAGUGUUGAUUGAUUUCUUUGUGUUAAGGCAACGGCUACAUGAGGAGGCAUCCCGAAUGUCGCUAGCGGGAGACUUACCAGGAAAUGAUUCCUACUACAAUGAGCUUCGCAGUGAAGCGGAGAUGGUGAUACGCGAACCAAUUAGGGGAUCGGAGCUGGACAUUUCUAAAACGAGGAUAAGCGUCUUCGUGGAUGUCCAUCAUCGGUACCCACCACGGAAUCAUCAUCUGUUUCGAGAUUUUUUCGAACACAUCAAUCCUAUCCAGGGUGAUGAUUGGAGCAAUAGUGGCUGGUUUGGAAGGAUAUUGACUGUGUUGAAGGCUCCGGUGGUGUUCACGUUGCUGCUGUUCAUACCCGUAAUGGAUUAUUCUGCCAUACGCCACGGUUGGUCCAAACUGUUGAACAUUCUGCACUGCUUGACUUUGCCUUUGAUGACGCUGUUCGUUACUGGAUUGCUGUGCACAACUUUCCUAGACUUCCCUGCCUGGGCCUGGUCAUUGAUCUUUUCCUGCAUGAUAAUGGUGGCCUGCUUCUUCACCUCCAGAACGGAUAGACCACCUCCAUAUCACCUAGUGUACGCACUGUUGGCCUUCGUCGGUUCGAUCCAGGUAAUCUACGUCGUUGCCCAAGAAGUGGUCAGUUUGCUAAUGACCCUAGGUCUGGUUUUGGAACUUUCCAAAUCGAUGCUUGGUCUCUCGGUGUUGGCCUGGGGAAACAGUAUAGGUGACUUGUUUUCCAACAUAGCACUCGCAAAGCGUGGAUACGGAAAAAUGGCAUUCGCAGCUUGCUUCGGAGGACCCUUGUUCAAUCUAUGUUUAGGACUUGGUAGCACAAUGAUUGUACGGGCAUCGAAAAAGAAAGACCACGUGGCAUUUUCCCGCGAAGGAGCCAUGGGGGAGAAUUGCGAGUGGUUCCUCGUUCAGCUUCUAGCGACCAUUCUAUUUGUGCUGAUGCUCACCGGAUUUCAGGGACGUCGCAGUCUCGGACUAAUCAUGAUCAUCAUUUACCUAAUGUUUCUACUAUUCUGCACUUUGGGGGAACUUGAAGUGAUAGACCCGUUCGGAAUUGACCGCCGUAAUGAGGGCGAGUUUACGAACUGAUCAAAUCAUAUAUUGGUUGUCCAUGCGCUAAGCGUUAUCUCUUAUUGUAAUUCCUUUUACGCCUUCAGUUAGUUAACGAAAAACGCGCCCAAAAGCUUCCUCGACUCUGUUUUCAUGUUUCGGUCGACAAGCGAGCGAACAGUCGCGGCCCUGUGCGUGUGGACUUUCUGUAUCAAAGGUCACAAUUUGCAGCUUAUCAUCGCGAAUAUCAUUAUUAAGGCUGAGUAGCUGCAGUUCGCUCGAUCAGUCGUGUUAGUCGCGCUUAGUGGACAACGGUGAGAGAAGGUGCGUUUGGAGAACCAGGUUUCUAGUUUUGCGUAAGGAGUGUAGACUGAUUAUCGAAGAAGGUGUUCGAAGUUCAAUGGACUUUCACUGCAUCUAGUUGAUUAUUGUGUAUACCUAGUUGGAAGUCGCCAAUCG
This is a messenger RNA of Aedes aegypti (yellow fever mosquito), 2172 nucleotides long. Its product is annotated as putative sodium/calcium exchanger 7. The transcript has 7 exons. Lineage: Eukaryota; Metazoa; Arthropoda; Insecta; Diptera; Culicidae. The record is from RefSeq and is a predicted model, not a curated record. The coding region runs from base 1 to 1752 and encodes 583 amino acids. Gene Ontology annotation, molecular function: calcium:sodium antiporter activity. Gene Ontology annotation, biological process: transmembrane transport; intracellular calcium ion homeostasis; monoatomic cation transport. Gene Ontology annotation, cellular component: membrane.